AUAAAAAUAGGAUCUUUCAUUCGUAUGCAUCGGAAAACAUAUUUGCAGGCUAUUCGGUAGAGAAGCUUUCAUUCUUCUUCUUAGAAACAAAUAACAUGGAUAAAGUAGAGACGUAGGAGCACAUCGAAGGUAAUCCAUGGACAACGACAACGUAAUACCUGCAGAUGUAGAUCUUUUCUUUGAGGAGACGCCUAAAUUAGGCCAAGAGUUUCAUUCGCUAGAUGAUGCUCAGGUUUUUUAUAAUGCAUAUGCAAAGUUGCUUGGGUUUGGUACUAAAAUAAAAAACUCAACUGUUAACAAAGCUGGAGUCAUAACAUGGAGAGCCUUUACAUGCUCUAAAGAAGGCCGGACAAAUGUGUCUUUGCGGAAGACUAAUAAAAUUGUCUUUGAAAGAAAUAGGGGCCACUCAAGGUGUGGGUGUCCUGCUAAGAUGCAUGUUUCGAGGAAUCGACAAAGCAAUUUAUGGACCGUGACAGGAUUUGAGAAGAUCCAUAAUCAUGACCUUGUUAGUCCGAGUAAGAUACAUUUGAUUCGUUCUCACCGAGAAGUGUCAUCUUCGAAGAGAAUAUUGAUGAAUGAGUGGGGAGAUGCAAAUAUUGAGACACAUACUCAAAUUCGAUUGUUGGAGAACGAAGCUGGAGGUCUAUCUACGAUGGGUUGCACAGAGACUGAUAUAUAUAAUUACAGUGCAUCAUUGAAAUCCAAAUUUAAUGGGAUUGAUGUGAAAACAAUGAUUCAUGGAUUUCAGACUGAAAAGCAAAGGAAUUGUGACUUUGUUUACAAUUAUGAAAUUGAUAGUCAAAAGGUUCUUACUAGAUGCUUUUGGGCCGAUAGUGAUAGUAGGAAUGCAUACUUAUUUUUCGGUGAAGUGGUUGUAUUUGAUACAACAUUCAAUACAAACAAGUAUGGCUUCUAUCUUGCUCCCAUCGUUGGUGUUAAUCAUCAUCGUCAAACUACUGUUUUCGGUUGUGGUCUGCUAAGUGAUCAGUCGACAGAGUCAUUUUCUUGGCUACUAUCAAAAUUCUUGGAAGCUAUGGGUCCUAGACCCCAUCCAAAAGUAAUAAUAACUGAUCAAGAUGCCGCUAUAGCUCGAGCAGUGGGUAAUAUAUUUCCAAAUGUAUCGCAUCAUCAUUGUUUGUGGCACAUACUUAAAAAAUUCCCAGAAAAGAUGAAUGUCUCUAGCUCAUCUUAUACUGAACUCCAUAAAGAUUUAGUGGAUAUUAUAAUGAGUUCAGAGAGCACAAGUGAUUUUGAGCAACGGUGGACUGCCAAACUCUUGUUGCCAGAGUUGCAUGAUAAUAAUUGGCUUGCUGAUAUAUAUGAAAUUCGAGCAAAAUGGGUCCCUUGUUUUGUGAAACAUAUUUUUUGUGCGGGCAUGCUAAGUAGUCAGCGUGUCGAAAGCACACAUGCUUUUUUUAAAAAGUAUGUUAACAAGAAGUGCACCUUGAGCCAGUGUGUGACACGUAUUACUCGGGCUAUUGUGAGACAGAGGCAUAGAGAGCUUAUUGCUGAUCACCGCGACCGUAAUGAAGUUCCUCAGAUAAAUUCAAGCUAUUUAAUGGAACGACAAAUGGCGAAAAUAUACACAAAGGCAAUAUUUUGUAAGUUCCAGAAAGAAUUCGACAAGUGUGCUCUUUACACUUGUCACAUGAUUUCUAGCUCUGCUGAAACUAAGAUCUAUGAUGUCAAAAGAUUUGAUCUAAGUUCGACUUCUAGCUCUGCGACACAUAGACUUACAUAUAAUAGAUCCUUGGAUUUUGUUUGUUGUAGCUGCCAAAAAUUUGAAUUUAUGGGGAUUAUUUGCCGACAUAUUCUCAUAUGGAUGAGAGUUGAGCAGGUGUUGAUAUUACCAGAGCAAUAUAUUCUUCAUCGAUGGACAAAAAAAGCAAAGAUAAACCCUGUUUAUCAGCUUGCAAGUAGUUCAUUUGUUGGUUCCAAAUUGUGGGCAAGGCGGGUGAAGCUAAGGCUAUCUGCUUUUCAGGUUGUUGACGUAGCAUCCUUAACUGAAGAACGAAGCAAUUAUUUUGCAGAAGUCUUAAAGGGUGCUAUGGAUCACCUAGCACAUAUGGAUGAUGGGGGAGGGAAUACAAACCAACCAUCAAUACUGUCCUGUCAAUUACAAGAAGUUCCUGUGAAUGAUCCAAAAAUUACAAAAAUUAGAGGUUCAGGUUCACGGCUUAAGCAUCCAUCUGAAAGGGCUAGACGUUGUGGAAAAUGCAAGAAGGUUGGACAUAAUGCUAGAUCAUGUCAAGUUUCCCAGCUAGAGAGGUCUCAAAACUGUAAUAAGCAGUUUGAUCUCAAUCUCCCGGAUUUAGAAUGUUGAAGGAUACUGAAGAAACAAGUCUGCUACAAGAUUCUGAUGCUUGACAUGUAUUCAGAUGUUACAUUAUUAUUUUAUUUAUUGUUUCGUAAUGAUAUACUAGUAAUAUUUUAGUAUUUCUGGAUAAUAUGGUAUUAUCCAUAUGGUAUUCAUUCGUAUUUCUGGAUUAUCUAUGAGAAUAUGAUUUCUC
Molecule: messenger RNA, 2510 nt
Organism: Cuscuta epithymum
Lineage: Eukaryota; Viridiplantae; Streptophyta; Magnoliopsida; Solanales; Convolvulaceae
Source: the annotation of a GenBank genome assembly